Molecule: messenger RNA, 3807 nt
Organism: Danio aesculapii
Lineage: Eukaryota; Metazoa; Chordata; Actinopteri; Cypriniformes; Danionidae
Gene: plch2b
Product: phospholipase C, eta 2b
Exons: 20
Coding region: 1-3807 (1268 amino acids)
Biological process (GO): lipid metabolic process; phosphatidylinositol-mediated signaling
Molecular function (GO): phosphatidylinositol-4,5-bisphosphate phospholipase C activity; calcium ion binding
Source: RefSeq, a predicted model, not a curated record
AUGAACUCAUCUCCAGCUAUGGCACCGUCUUCUCCUGUCUUGUUUUCACCGUCGCUCGCCCGGAGGCCCCCAAGUCCCGGCCGAAGACCCAACGCAAAUUUGAGAUCAGCCUCUCCGUCCAUCAUGACUUCACCCAAACUGUGGCAGAAAGCUGCGAUUUCGCGUUUGGCAGAGGAGUUUUUCUGGAUAGGGGGAAGCAUUGUCGCCUCACCGAAGUGGAGAAUGGGCCAGAUUGUGGAGAGAUGCAUGUGCAACAUGCAGGCCGGCUCUCAAAUGAUCAAACUGAGAGGAAAAUCCAAGGCUCUGGUGCGUCUCUUUUAUCUAGAUGAGCACAAGUCCUGUAUCCGCUGGAGGCCUUCAAGGAAACACGAGAGAGCAAAAAUCACCAUAGACUCCAUCCAUGAGGUCUGUGAAGGAAUGAGAACCGAGGUCUUUAGGCGAUUUGCCAACAAUAACUUUGAUCCAAACUGCUGCUUCAGUAUUUACCACGGAGACCACGUGGAGUCUCUUGACUUGGUUUCCACCAAUGGAGAAGAGGCACGGACCUGGAUCACUGGCCUUAAAUACCUCCUGGCAGGCAUCAGUGAUGAGGACAGUCUGGCAAAAAGGCAACGUACACGAGAUCAAUAUCCUUUUAAUUACUGUUGCAAAUGGUUGAGACAGACCUUUUCAGAGGCAGACAAAAAUGGAGAUGGGAAUUUGAGCAUUGGAGAAGUCCUGCAGCUGCUUCACAAGCUCAACGUGAACCUCCCAAAGCAGAAAGUCAGAGAAAUGUUCCAGGAAGCUGACACUGAUGAAAACCAGGGAUCAUUGACAUUUGAGGAAUUCUGCACCUUUUACAAGCUGAUAUCAACACGACGAGAUCUUUAUUUACUGAUGAUCAGCUACAGCAACCACAAAGAGCACCUGGACCUGAAUGACCUGCAGCGCUUCUUAGAAAGCGAGCAAAAGAUGGUAAAUGUGACCAAAGAAUACUGCAAAAUGAUCAUUAACCAGUUUGAGCCGUGUUCUCAAAACCAAAGUCAUGUGGUGCUGGGCAUUGAUGGUUUCACCAACUACAUGCGCAGUCCUGCAGGAGACAUUUUCAACCCAGAGCACUACCAAGUAAAUCAGGACAUGACCCAGCCGCUAACAAACUACUACAUCGCGUCUUCGCACAACACUUACCUGACUGGAGAUCAGCUGCUGUCUCAGUCUCGGGUUGACAUGUAUGCGUAUGUGCUUCAGAUGGGCUGUCGCUGUGUGGAAGUUGACUGCUGGGACGGUCCUGAUGGUGAACCUAUUGUGCAUCAUGGAUACACGCUUACCUCAAAAAUCCUCUUUAAGGAUGUUGUUGAGACAAUCAACAAAUACGCAUUUGCCAAAACUCAAUUUCCAGUGAUACUCUCUAUAGAGAACCACUGCACUGUGCCUCAGCAGAAGAAAAUGGCUCAAUACCUCAUGGAAGUGCUACAGGACAAAGUGGACCUGUCAAACAUAAACGCAAACGAGUCCAGGCGUCUGCCAUCUCCAGAGGAUUUGAAAGGCAAAAUACUUGUCAAGGGGAAGAAACUGCCAGCAAACAUUGACGCUGAUGCUGAUGAAGGAGACGUGUCUGAUGAAGACAGCGGAGAAGAGGACGAGGAGGAAGAGCAGCAACUUAAUGGAGAUACCACAGAAGGAGCGCCAGAGUUGGCAUCUGCAGAUGAAUCAAAGAAACGCUCACGGAGGAAGUUCAUGGGCAGCUUCAGGCGCAAGAAGAAAAAACAGGUCAAGGUAAAAAAGAAACCUGUCGUGAGUGACUCUGAUACUGAACCAGAAAUCACAAACACUAACGACAAACAGGUCAUCAACUAUGGCAAACGAAGAAAAACGAUGCGACUUUCUCGUGCCCUGUCUGAUCUGGUCAAAUACACCAAGUCAGUGCGUGUUCAUGAUAUCGAAACUCAAGCGUACAUGUCCAGCUGGCAAGUCUCCUCCUUAAAUGAAAGCAUAACCAAUCAGAUUCUCCAGCUGAAGCCUGCGCAGUUAGUUCGCUUCAACCAACGGCAACUUUUACGAGUUUAUCCCUCCAACUACCGUGUGGAUUCCAGUAACUUCAAUCCUCAGCCUUUCUGGAACGCAGGAUGCCAUUUAGUCGCUCUCAACUAUCAAACAGAAGGCCGUAUGCUGCAACUGAACAGGGCCAAAUUUGCGGCGAAUGGAAACUGCGGCUAUGUGCUAAAGCCAAAAUGCAUGUGUAAAGGUGCCUUUAAUCCAGUGCUGGAAGACCCUUUGCCAGGACACAGGAAAUCUCAGCUAGUGCUCAAGAUUAUUAGCGGCCAGCAGCUGCCCAAGCCAAAAGACUCCAUGUUAGGGGACAGAGGAGAGAUUAUAGAUCCCUUUGUUGAAGUGGAGAUUAUUGGAUUGCCCAUUGAUUGCAAUAAACAACAGACAAGAGUAGUGGAUGACAAUGGUUUUAACCCCACUUGGGAGGAGACUCUAGUGUUUACGCUGCACAUGCCUCAGAUUGCCUUGGUACGCUUUAUGGUUUGGGACCAUGAUCCAAUUGGACGAGACUUUAUUGGACAACGAACCAUAUCAUUUAAAAGCAUGAUGCCAGGUUAUCGACAUGUCUAUUUAGAAGGAAUGGAAGAAGCGUCAAUAUUUGUUCAUGUUGCUGUUAAUGACAUCACAGGAAAGGUCAAAUCAAGCAAUGCAGUGAAGCAGCUAAUCCAGAAAAACCUUAUGCAGACCUCUGAAGAUGGCACACGAACUUCUUUUGCUCCAAACUUCCUCCGGAAAAGUGGGAAGAAUCAAUCAAAAGUGGUGAAGGUCGAUUGCUACGCCAAGCAGGACUUUCUCAACAGACGUUACAGUGACGACGUGAGCUCGAAGGACAGCAGGAGCACCUCCCAGUCUGCAUCUUUACUCAGAGGAGCUCAAAGUGAACCCCUCAAAAGAGCCCACAGGGUCAGUUUUCAGGAGCCAGAAGGAUCUCACGAGCCACGGCGCCGCCUCUCCUCCAUCCCAUACACUGGUGCAGCAGUUGUGGACUACACCAACUUGGCAUUCGACUCACAUAGCAGCUCCGAACAGGACAUUCAGACUUUUUCACACCUUGAGGAAAGCAAGGAGUCAAAACAAAAUGAUUCUCUUUCAUCUAAACUAGAGUUUGAGUCUACAGACACACCACAGACCCCCGCUUCAACACUCAAUGACCAACGCUUGUCCAGGCAGAUCUCAGAAGCUAAUGAGCAUUCAGAACAAAAACCUGAGAUGUCAGAACCUGACCCCUUGAACUUCCACCCAAUACCUGAUGGAGUCCUAGAUCCUUCUAGAGGGACAUUAAACACGUUGGUGCCCAAGAAUAAAUUCAGAUCUUCUUUUGAUGCUAGGCUUAACCCUCAGUGGCAGUCGUUGUCAAUCCCAGCGACCCCUGCACUAAGCAGACGCAUGAAUGAUAAAGGCACGCCAAAUUCUCUAUUGAAAGGAUGCAGAUCACAAAGCGUGCCAAGACGGCAUCCCACCUCUCCUCCAAAUACCCCUGGUCAUGUGAGGAGAGACCCCAUCAACCAGUAUUGUCUCCCACAGUGCAGUUACACCACAGCAAACGACCUCGUUCCCAAUAAUCACAACAUCGCAGAGAGUGAAUCAAGCAGCCUAAGUAGUUUGGACAGCCUUGACCUGAGUACUCUGCCAUGCCGUUUCCCUGACAACCAGCAGCAGACAAUGGGCACACUGCAGAGGGAAAUGAAUGCCCUGUUUGAGCAGAAAAUACAGGAGAUUCGCUGCCAUUCGCCACUGUUUUUCAGAGGUAAGGAGAAAAGUGCCAAAGGCUGUUGCUAA